GCUAAUAAAAUUUGUUAGUUUUCAAACGAUAACGUAUGUAACUUCAUAAAUUUAAUAGUUUAAUAGUGUUAAAAUGACCGGUUUAUAUAUAUUAUUCUUUGCCAUGCUUAUGGCAACAGCAAAUACACAAAAUCUCAAAUUACCCAGUGAUUGUUACCCAAAUUCGAAAUGUCCGUUAAAUGAUGAUGGUUAUGCAAUCCAUCUUCCUGAUAGUAACAACUGCCACAAAUUUUUUAAAUGUACAAGAGGAAUGGCAUGUUUAAAGGAAUGUCCACACUAUGGCAAUGGAAAUCAAUUAGUGUUUAAUCCGAAAGAACAAGUUUGCGAUUGGCCAUUUAACGUUCCAAAUCUACCAAAUUGCAUUUAUCCAGGGCAAUCAAUUUCAACAUCAUCUAUUAAAACAGAAACGACGACAUCACCACCGACGACACCGUCAACGACGACACCGUCAACGACGACACCGCCAACGACGACAUCGCCAACGACGACAUCGCCAACGACGACAUCGCCAACGACGACAUCGCCAACGACGACAGAGUCAACGACGACAUCGCCAACGACGACAGAGUCAACGACGACAAAGUCAACGACGACAUCGCCAACGACGACAGAGUCAACGACGACAAAGUCAACAACGACAUCAUCAACGACUCCAGAAAUACCAUCAACACCUUGUACAACAAAAAAUAUAGAGGAUAAAGAGGAUUGCAGAUACUAUUAUGUAUAUGAUUGCAAAACUGAAACAAAGCAAAGACAGAAAUGCCAAGAAGGACUCGUUUUCAAUCCGAUAAUCGAAAGUUGCGACAGACCAAAGAAUUAUCCUUGUUCAACGACAAGUUCUCCACUUCGAAAAUAAAUGUAAUAAUGGGGAAGAAAAAUUUUCUGGAUUUUGCUGUUGAAAUAUAUUGAAACGAUUUCUAGAGAGAGAAAAAUAAUUUCAUCAAAAAUUGAACGUGUUACAUAUUUUACGAAGAUGAUUGUGUUUUUAGAUUAAUCAAAGAAUAUUAUUGUGAUAGCAAGAUUUAAAAAAAAUAAAACAUUCAAAAUUGUA
Messenger RNA from Apis dorsata (giant honeybee), 1051 nucleotides. Its product is annotated as integumentary mucin C.1-like. The record is from RefSeq and is a predicted model, not a curated record. NCBI's taxonomy places the organism in Eukaryota, Metazoa, Arthropoda, Insecta, Hymenoptera, Apidae. The coding region runs from base 74 to 856 and encodes 260 amino acids. Gene Ontology annotation, molecular function: chitin binding. The transcript has 2 exons. Gene Ontology annotation, cellular component: extracellular region.